GUCUCUUAGUCCGUGCAUCUGAUACACUGAGAGCAAUCUAAAGACGCGCGUCCUCUGUCCUGUUGUGCACCAACCAUCAUCACACUGCAGUAAGAUGAGGCGGUUCAGUAUCAAGCAGCAUCUCUCCUAAUAACAUCUUGCUGGGCUAUCGCACCUGCAACGGACUGUAAACUUCCACAAACAUCAUCCAUCGACGAAAACCAAAACUAUCGUUAAGAGGAUUUACUAUACGUAGUCUAUGAUGAAAGUGAUAUUUUGGAAAGUGUACGAAAUGGUACCUUUAUUUUUGGUCGUGGUUCUCCGCAUUAGCGCAACUGUCCCACAUCCGAUGAAUGGGAAAGUGUGCGAGCCCGUUGUGUGUGAAAAUGGGGGAGACUGUCUCAGCUCACUGUCCGGCGACAUUGGUUUGACAUCAGCAUCAGACUGGGACGAAUCUACUGGAGGAGGGCCUUGUCAUCCAAACCCUUGUCACAAUGAGGGAGUCUGUGAGACCAGUGAGAAGCAGAGGGGAGACUCCUUUGUUGGGUAUCUGUGCAAAUGUCCUCCUGGCUUCGAUGGAGUCUUCUGCCAACACAAUAUAAAUGAGUGUGCAAAAAACCCUUGCAAAAAUGGAGGAAUCUGUACAGAUUUGGACGCUAACUACACCUGCAAAUGCCCUGGAGAAUUCAUGGGCAGGAACUGUCAGUACAAAUGCUCUGGACCUCUGGGUAUGGAGGGUGGCAUCAUCUCAAACCAGCAGAUAACAGCCUCAUCUACCCAGCGAGCCGUGUUUGGCCUACAGAAGUGGUACCCUUACUUCGCUCGCCUCAACAGGAAGGGGUUAGUGAACGCUUGGAGUGCUGCUGAGAGCGAUCACUGGCCAUGGAUUCAGAUCAAUCUGCUGAGAAGGAUGAGGAUCACGGGCCUGAUAACGCAAGGAGCCAAGAGGAUGGGCAAACCGGAGUAUGUGAAGGCCUACAAGGUGGCCUUCAGCGAGGAUGGAGAGAUCUGGAGCAUGUUUAUUGACAGGGGAACCGAUGGGGACAUGGAAUUCAAAGGAAAUAUUGAUAAUAACUCCCCUUCCGCCAUCUCCUUCACGCCACCGAUUGAAGCGCAAUACAUCCGCAUUUACCCUCAAGUCUGCAGGGGACACUGCACCCUUCGCAUGGAGCUUCUGGGCUGCGAACUCACAGGAUGCUCAGAGCCAAUGGGGAUGAAAACUGGACACAUCCAAGACUUCCAGAUCAGCUCCUCCAGUGUCUUUCAGACGCUGAACAUGGACAGUUUCUCCUGGGGGCCAGGGAAGGCCCGCCUGGACAAACAGGGCAAGGUUAAUGCAUGGGCAUCUGCAGCCAAUGACCAGUCACAAUGGCUACAAGUGGACAUGCUGCUCCCCACCAAAGUGACUGGCAUCAUCACCCAGGGUGCCAAGGACUUUGGCCGUGUGCAGUUUGUGGGCUCCUAUAAGUUAGCUUUCAGCAAUGACGGUGAGAGAUGGAUAAUGUACCAGGACGAAUCACAACAGAAGGACAAGAUUUUCCAAGGUAACUUUGACAAUGAAACACACAGAAAGAAUGUGAUGGACCCACCCAUCUAUGCCAGGUUUAUCCGGAUCAUUCCAUGGACGUGGUACGGUCGAAUUUCACUACGAACGGAACUGCUUGGUUGCACGGAGGAGGAGGAGGAGUGAGCUGCUUCUGUUCUUCAUCCAGAGACUGUAAAAAAGACUUUGUAACCGUGGUCUUCAGUGGUUGUCUAUUCAGACAUAUAUUCAGAUGUGAUCUUUAGUUUGUUCUUUUCUCACGUAAUUGAAUUAGAGUGUACGCUCCAGGUUUUAAAUUAAUGUUUUGAAAGGCUUUGAUGGUGUGAAACUUGUCUGUUCUGAGUGAUUCGCUUUUACUGAUACGAUAGUCACAGUUGGGUUCACAAUACCUGUAAACCCUGUAAUUUACUUUUGAGAUCUUUUUGUCUGUUUUUGUCAACUAAUUUAGUGUUGAAGGAAAACAUUGUCAGGCAUUGAUAGCAUUGAUAGUGCUUCUAUGCCAUCCACUACAAAUUGAAAUGGUACAAUUAAGUUUAAAAACAUCCUUAAAAUUUGAGUGUAUACCAUUAGUUGUAUUUUCAUACUAUUAGGUGAUGUUUUUGUAACGUAUAGGUUUAAUUCCAUCACAGACAGCCAACUGGUUAAUUACUAUCAAUAUUUUUGAAUGUGCAAUGGUGUACAAUACACUGUAUAUUUUUUAAAGUAAUACUGCAUAGAGUUGAAUAAGUCAUAAGUUAGGAUACUGAAAAUGUUGUGACAUGUUACUAACUGCAUGUAAAACAUAACGCCAAACAGAGCAAGGAAUGAAUGUGUCAGAUCUCAGAUGGAUAACAUGAUCCAAAUGCAGGGUGUAAUGAUGUCAUUGUUGAGGUCUUGAUCUUUGAAUGUCACACUGGCCUAAUGUCUCUGUUCCGUCAUUAUUCCCACACUAUUUCAAUAACUCAGGUCAAUCAAUGGUCACCGACUGCAUCUCUUGUGUGUGUGUUUGACCCUUGAUUUGGGUGAGUACCAGUAGAUCAAUAUAUUUGAUUAUAUAUUUUUCUUUUCUGAUGAACGUCUUUGCUCUGUUUCAAAAGAUGAAUCUUUUUCAUGAUCACAUAGAAAGGCUUAAUCUUUGUGUGUUUUAUGUAGAUAAGUGAGCUCUACAGUCGACUGUUGGUAUCAGCUCUAGAUGCGAACAAGAGAUGGCAGAGUGCAUCUGUUGAUCUAAAGAAAUGCAAGAAAAAUAAUGUACUUUAUCUGUAUCAGCAGUGUAGAAUCUGGAGAUAUUUGACUAUAUUUGCACUUAGUUUUCAAUUAUGAAUUCAAUAAAAAAAUGUUAAGUUCCAUGCUGA
Clupea harengus (Atlantic herring) is the source of this 2856-nucleotide messenger RNA. RefSeq names its product EGF like and discoidin domains 3b (gene edil3b). Gene Ontology annotation, cellular component: plasma membrane. Lineage: Eukaryota; Metazoa; Chordata; Actinopteri; Clupeiformes; Clupeidae. The record is from RefSeq and is a predicted model, not a curated record. Gene Ontology annotation, molecular function: calcium ion binding; signaling receptor activity.